CAGCACUUUGAGAGACAUGUAUUCACGGUGAGUUUUAGGGUACACAGGUGCUGAUGUCCUUGGGUCGAGGAGAAAUGCUCCCAUCUCUGGGCUGUUGGCGAUCUUUGACAACGUGUUUAUGUCAUCGUCACUUAUGUCGAGCCGUGCCCUAAACCUCAACAGCAUUCUGACACAAUCAUAUCUUUCAAGUGUAACGCCCGUCGCAACUGCAUGGUAUCCCAUGGAGAUGCCAUUGUACACCGUUAGCGCCAGGGAGCGAUCAACCAGCAAAUUGUGUAACGUGCUCGGUCUAUCCGCUUCCACUAGGUAUUGCAGAACAUUGAAGCGUUCUAUUCGCUGUAUUGAGGCCAUGACAGAGCUAUCCUGGUGUACGAAAUUAACUAUCCAAGCUCCAAGUAGCUGUUCUGAAUUCGUAGGUUUGAGUGCCAAGGAUAGAAGACCACGAUCACUGUCUCCGAGCAAAGCCAUGUGCCAUGGACAACACUGUAGCAGGUCACUUCCUGGUCCGAGUCUUGACAAGGGAGGUCUAUCAUUGGGUACAAAAGUGCCUCUGGUACGUAUGGACUGCAGCAGAGACGGCUGGACAAUGUCCAUAGCUACGACAUUCGCGCCGGCCUGGCUGAGAUCGUCAACAAUGUCUAACUCUCCUGCGUAGCAAGCACAGUGCAGAGGCGUGCCAACCAUGCGACCUUGGCGAGAUACGUCGGCUCUAGCCUCAAGGAGGAGUCGGACCACGUGAGAACGGCCUUUGAGAGCAGCCAAAUGUAGGGGCGUGCCACGUUCCAGACUUUCUGCGUUCACGUCUGCGCCAGCUUCCAAGAUGGCGCAAACAGUGUCGUGAAAUCCACUCAAGGCUGCAUGGUGAAGGGCGGUCAGACCAUAUUCGUCAGCGUGAUCUAUCUCUGCGCCUAGGUGCAAUAAAUGCUUCACGCGAGGAGUUUGGCCCUCAGAAGCGGCGUUUAUCAGGGCUCCAUGCCGACCGUCUUCUCUCAAUGUCUCGUCAGAGCGCCGUUGCCGAAUGUUGUAGUAGUUCUCAUAAUCUGUAGCCGCUCAGUAAUGUACUGUCUGGAGAUGCGAUAGGCCCACGCACUAUUGAAAAUGUUGCCGUUAUGCUGCCUUGCUUGGUCUCUUGCGGAGUUUCUCGCAAAAGUGUUGCUGUCACCUACUUCUGGUCUGGAGUCCAUCACAAUUGAUGCAAAGUGCUCCAGAGCACGAUUUGACAUGGAAGCUGAAGUGCAAAACGCUGGCGGCUAGGCAAUGCUGGGCGCUGGGCGAAGGAUCGUGGCGUGCAUAAUUCUUGGCAGCAAUGCUGUGCAUUCAAGACAUAAUCUUGCUGCAGUUGGCACAACGAUCAUUGCGCGAGGACUGAUCUCCAUCCGUUGUUCUCGAACGAAAUGACCAACGCCGGCGCCGAGUAAUGCUUUGCGAUCAGAAAGUCUAAGAUAUGCCCAAUUUCGCAAAGAGCAUCGGAUUUCCUUCGACAGCCAGCCACGCGAUCCCAGCAUAGACUACUAGCUUCGUGAUUACUUCGACAUCAUAUC
Molecule: messenger RNA, 1541 nt
Organism: Pseudocercospora fijiensis CIRAD86
Lineage: Eukaryota; Fungi; Ascomycota; Dothideomycetes; Mycosphaerellales; Mycosphaerellaceae
Exons: 1
Coding region: 1099-1254 (51 amino acids)
Source: RefSeq, a predicted model, not a curated record